Acomys russatus (golden spiny mouse) is the source of this 3531-nucleotide messenger RNA. It is a transcript of the gene Pitrm1, whose product is annotated as pitrilysin metallopeptidase 1. The transcript has 27 exons. Gene Ontology annotation, molecular function: metal ion binding. Gene Ontology annotation, biological process: protein processing. The coding region runs from base 47 to 3154 and encodes 1035 amino acids. Gene Ontology annotation, cellular component: mitochondrial matrix. NCBI's taxonomy places the organism in Eukaryota, Metazoa, Chordata, Mammalia, Rodentia, Muridae. The record is from RefSeq and is a predicted model, not a curated record.
CAGGUUAAAGGCAGUCCCUAUACUGGCCCCACGCAGGUCACAUGCCAUGUGGCGCUUCAGCGGUCGGCGGGGACUGUGCGCUGUACAGCGACUGAGCUGCAGGGUACACCACAAAGUAUGGAGGGAGAAGAGUGACCAAGCCUGCGAGCGAGCUCUACAGUAUAAAGUGGGGGAGAAGAUCCACGGCUUCACCGUAAACCAGGUCACUCCUGUUCCUGAACUGUUUCUCACAGCGGUUAAGCUCAGCCAUGACAGCACGGGAGCCCGAUACCUGCACCUGGCAAGGGAAGACAAGAACAACUUAUUCAGCGUACAGUUCCGCACCACCCCGAUGGACAGCACGGGGGUCCCCCAUGUUCUUGAGCACACCGUCCUCUGCGGCUCUCAGAAGUACCCAUGCAGAGACCCGUUCUUCAAAAUGCUCAACCGGUCACUGUCCACGUUCAUGAACGCCUUCACAGCUAGCGAUUACACGAUGUAUCCGUUUUCCACUCAAAACCCCAAAGAUUUUCAGAACCUCCUCUCAGUGUAUUUGGACGCCACGUUCUUCCCGUGCUUGAGGGAGCUAGACUUCUGGCAGGAAGGUUGGCGACUGGAACACGAGAAUCCAAGCGACCCUCAGUCACCCUUAGUCUUCAAAGGAGUCGUCUUUAAUGAGAUGAAAGGGGCAUUUACAGACAACGAGAGGAUAUUCUCCCAGCACCUCCAGAACAAGCUUCUUCCUGACCACACGUACUCCGUGGUCUCAGGGGGCGACCCACUGUGCAUCCCAGAGCUCACGUGGCAGCAGCUGAAAGAGUUCCACGCCACUCACUAUCACCCAAGCAAUGCCAGGUUCUUCACUUAUGGCAAUUUUCAGCUGGAACAGCACCUGAAGCAAAUUCAUGAAGAAGCCCUGAGUAAAUUUCAGAAAAUGGAGGAGAGCACAGUGGUGCCGGCCCAGCCGCGCUGGGACAAGCCUAGGGAAUUUCAUAUAACAUGUGGCCCGGAUUCACUAGCUACAGACGCUGCUAAGCAAACGACUGUCAGCGUCAGCUUCCUCUUACCAGAUAUCACUGACACCUUUGAAGCCUUCACGUUGAACCUUCUGUCUUCCCUCCUCAUCGCUGGGCCCAACUCCCCCUUCUACAAAGCUUUGAUCGAGUCUGGACUCGGCACAGACUUUUCUCCUGAUGUUGGAUACAAUGGCUACACAAGAGAGGCUUACUUCAGCGUCGGCCUGCAGGGGAUUGCUGAGAAAGAUGUCAAGACUGUCAGAGAGCUCAUAGACAGGACAAUCGAAGAAGUUAUUGAGAAAGGAUUUGAAGAUGAGCGAAUUGAGGCUUUGCUUCAUAAAAUCGAGAUCCAGAUGAAGCAUCAGUCAAGUAGCUUUGGCCUUGCCCUGACGUCGUAUGUAGCUUCUUGCUGGAAUCACGAUGGGGACCCCGUGGAGCUCCUGCAGAUGGGAAGUCAGCUGACUAAACUUAGGCAGUGCCUUAAGGAAAAUCCAAAAUUUUUACAAGAAAAAGUAGAGCGAUAUUUUAAGAGCAAUCAGCACAAGCUGACUUUAUCCAUGAAACCAGAUGACAAGUAUUAUGAGAAACAAAUGCAGACGGAGACAGAAAAGCUGGCGCUAAAGGUGAAUGCCCUCUCCCAGGCGGACAAGCAGCAGAUCUAUAAGAAAGGUCUAGAAUUACGGGCUCAGCAGAGUAAACCUCAAGAUGCCUCCUGUCUGCCAGCAUUGAAAGUCUCCGACAUUGAGCCUGUCAUGCCGUUCACCAAGUUUGACAUCGCCCUUGCAGCUGGAGACGUCCCUGUGCAGUACUGCCCCCAGCCCACCAAUGGCGUGGUGUAUUUCCGAGCCUUUUCCAGUUUGAACACGCUUCCAGAGGAGUUGAGGCCCUAUGUGCCUCUCUUCUGUAGUGUGCUGACCAAGCUGGGUUGUGGCAUCCUUAACUACCGAGAGCAAGCCCAACAGAUUGAGCUGAAGACGGGCGGCAUGACUGUUUCCCCGCACGUGCUCCCUGAUGACUCGCAGCUGGAUACCUACGAGCAGGGUGUGCUGUUUUCAUCUCUCUGCCUGGAACGGAACCUGCCAGACAUGAUGCAUCUGUGGAGUGAAAUAUUUAACAACCCAUGCUUUGAAGAAGAAGAGCACUUCAAAGUGUUGGUGAAAAUGACCGCUCAGGAGCUCUCCAACGGGAUUCCAGACUCGGGGCAUCUCUAUGCAGCCCUCAGGGCGAGCAAGACACUCACACCUGCGGGGGACUUGCAGGAGACCUUUGGUGGCAUGGAUCAGGUGAGGCUGAUGAAAAGAAUUGCAGAGAUGCCCGACAUCAAGCCCAUCCUGCGAAAACUACCCAGGAUCAAGAAAUACCUAUUAAACUGUGAUAACAUGAGAUGCUCAGUGAAUGCCACCCCUCAGCAGAUGCCCCAGGCUGAGAAAGAGGUGGAAAAUUUCCUUAGAAAUGUUGGCCGCAGCAAAAAGGAGCGGAAACCCGUCCGCCCGCAUAUUAUUGAGAAACCUACACCCAAUGGCCCCGGUGAAGGUGCACAUGUUAAUGGGUCCCAGAUCAUCAGAAAACUGAUAACGGACCCCACCUUCAAACCCUGCCAGAUGAAGACACACUUUGUGCUGCCCUUCCCUGUGAACUACGUUGGCGAGUGUGUGAGAACCGUCCCCUAUGCUGAUCCUGACCAUGCCAGCCUUAAAAUCCUUGCCCGUUUAAUGACGGCUAAAUUCUUGCAUACGGAAAUCCGAGAAAAGGGGGGUGCUUAUGGUGGCGGCGCUAAACUCAGCCACAGCGGGAUUUUCACGCUUUACUCUUACAGGGACCCAAACUCCAUAGAAACACUCCAGUCCUUUGGGAAGGCUGUAGACUGGGCUAAAUCUGGAAAGUUCACGCAGCAGGACAUUGACGAAGCCAAGCUCUCCGUUUUCUCUGCUGUGGAUUCUCCCAUCGCUCCAUCGGACAAAGGCAUGGACCACUUCCUGUACGGCCUCUCCGAUGAGAUGAAGCAGGCAUACCGGGAACAGCUCUUUGCUGUCAGCCACGACAAACUGACCUCUGUGAGCCAUAAGUACCUUGGCAUCGGGAAGAGCACACACGGCCUGGCGGUGCUCGGACCAGAGAAUUCAAAAAUUGCCAAAGACCCAUCGUGGAUCAUAAGAUAAUGUGUCCACAUGUUUCUGAGUGUGGGUGAGAAAUCAGAGGCUUUUAAAUACUAAGCCUCGGAGCUAAAUUCAUUGUGGAUGGAUGGUCACAGUGUGACUGGCUUCUUUGUUGCAAAAAGCAUAGUUGUGUCAUAUUAAAAAUCUGACCAAAGCUGUUUAUUGACUGGCAAGUUGGGCAAAAACUCUGAAGGAAGUCCUGUGACCAUGAAAAGAUUCCCUAAUCAUGCGUUAAAUGACAAAGGUGAACAAAUUAAAGUUCUGAAGUGUCACUAAGCCUAGAACAUUUAUUUUAAAAAUAAAACUCAACUGACCUACCCAAACUUUAGUCAUUAUUAUAAGUAAUAUUUUAUUGCUUUAAUAUUAAUGUUUAGGCCUUC